This is a messenger RNA of Boeremia exigua, 1194 nucleotides long. RefSeq names its product trimethylguanosine synthase. NCBI's taxonomy places the organism in Eukaryota, Fungi, Ascomycota, Dothideomycetes, Pleosporales, Didymellaceae. The record is from RefSeq and is a predicted model, not a curated record. Gene Ontology annotation, cellular component: nucleus. The coding region runs from base 185 to 904 and encodes 239 amino acids. Gene Ontology annotation, biological process: 7-methylguanosine cap hypermethylation; 7-methylguanosine RNA capping. Gene Ontology annotation, molecular function: RNA cap trimethylguanosine synthase activity. The transcript is spliced from 5 exons.
AAGGCGUGUUGAGGCUACUUUCUCUCAGGCUGCGAGAGUCUGCAACCUUUAUUGCUACCAUACUUCUUCCGCGUACCUGGACGAUCCAGUUUGGCCUGUACCGAUAUCCUGAUAUUUUCUUCUACGGUGGGAUUCCAGAUACUGGCAAGAAGCCAAGCCUGUAGAGGGCAUCUGCCCAAGCACCAUGGAGGAGGUACCAGAUGGUGUUCACCAAUGGUUGAGCGUUGAUCAGUUUCCUGCACAUCUGCAGAAAUACUGGUUCCAGCGGUUCAAGAUCUGGGAUAAGUAUGAUGAAGGCGUCUGGAUGACGGAGGAUGCAUGGUUCGGUGUCACUCCAGAGCCUAUUGCGAACAAGAUCGCAGCCCACAUUGCAGAGUCGGCGCCUAAAGAGAAGACCGUGAUCAUCGAUGCUUUUGCAGGCGUAGGCGGCAAUGCAAUCGCUCUGGCUCGCUCAGGCCGCUGGGAGCGCGUUUUUGCCAUUGAAAAAGAUCCUAAGACAUUGAGAUGCGCCAAGCAUAAUGCAAGAAUUUAUGGUGUUGAGAAAAAGAUCUUCUGGCUUGCAGGCGACUGCUUCGAGGCGAUCAAUAGAUUCGCUGGACAGAAGAACACUGUCAUAUUCGCUAGUCCGCCAUGGGGAGGUACCAGCUAUGGCGAGGACGACGUAUUCGACUUGACAAAAAUGGAGCCGUACAAUCUCGACAAGCUCUACAAAAGUUUCACAAAGCACAGCAAGGAGCUUGUUCUGUACCUCCCGAGAAACUCGGAUCUCAAUCAGAUUGCAAGCUACGUGCCUGAAGACCAAAAGCUUGAGGUAGCACACUACGCCAUCAUGGGUGCCAGCAAGGCAUUAUGCACAUACUUCGGUAAUUUCAACUUCGACGUUGCAGAAGUGGAAGAGGAGUGAGAUCAAUCGAGGCAAGAUUUCCAAUCUGUUCAAUAUUACAUGCUAGAUGGCUGCGAUACAUGCGUUCGUGCACAACGUGCCAAGACGUUGGUUCAAAUUCUCUUUUAGGCGUGAGUGAAACUCUACCUUUGAAACACGAAAACUCAUUGUCUCGCUGAAAAUGUGUAUUUUACCAUUCGCGUUCACGCGUUGUUCGGUCUGAACCUGUUGGUCCGUGCAUACGAACCGUUCUCGAGCUUCUGCCUCCAUCGAAGCAACACCACAACGCGCCCGCGGGCAACUGCGACGUC